UGUUUUUCUAGUAAUCAGUUAUCCCAGAGCUAAACCAGUGACCAGUCUGUAGGGAGGUUUCCGAAGGAUGACACUAUCCAGAACACCAUGGUUGCCAUAGCAGAGCGCUCACUUGCCAUUUGCUGAUUCAGACAAAUGGAAACUUUCAUUUGGAGAGAGAGCCAAAUCACAUCUCUGAUCACAUUUUACUUUGAUGAAAAACCCAUUGGAACACCUCUUUCUCUCAGACAGCUACAGCACCGCACCACAUUAACAACAGCACUCUGGUCAGAUCUGAUCAAUGCGCAGGCAGGCAACCUUUACGCAGAGAUAUAUGGAGAGCUGAGUAGUUUUACUGCCAUUAACAGGCCGUCCGGGAGGUGUAAAGACCGAAGGACGUCGGUGGCAUGAGGAGAUAAGCUCAUUAAAGAGCGAGGCCUGGUUGCAUAGCUUUUACCUCCCUAUUCAUCUGUACCAGCUCAUGAAAUAUUAAUGACGCCCAUCCUGGUCUACUGUUCAUCGGAUCGAUGAAACUGUAAUAUCUAGCAUUUAUAAAACCUCCCUGAUCUGGUCCCUGUGCAGCCAUAAUAAUCUGCACCAUGUUAAUGGCCAUACUGAGUUUCCUCCACAUCCUGGUAGCAUGUACUCUGGUGUGAAAUGACAGAUAAAGGACGGAUCGCUGUAACCACCACUCACGGCCAUAAUGGGAUCACAAGUACACAACUGUACCAUUUGUACAUGGAUGCUGGUACAUGCAAACAAUAUUGGGAAGUUUUCCAUUUAUUUUUAUUGACCAGGGGAUAAUUUUUUGUUAGGCUUUCAGAAGAAGAGGUGCAACUGAUUUGAAAAUAAAAACAACCGCAAAAAAUAACCAAGGCGUACUGCACAAAUUUAUUUCCAAUAAAGAAUGUCCACAAACUUUUUAUUUCCCAUUUAUAUUUUUGUUCAGGGGGGAACUAAUAAAAUCUGGAAAAAAGACACCGUAACAUGAUGAGAUUUAAAAAGUAGAGUUUCUGAAGGACAAUAGAGUGUUUUGUAUUUUCAGGUUCUAUAGGUGAGAGGUAUUCUGUCCACAGAUGUAUUCAUGUGCUUGUCUUUUGCUCACCAUCAAGGUCAAAUGUGGGCAAGCUUAAUAUGUUUUUAAAAUUGUAUUCACUACACUCCUUAACCAUUACAGUUCUGUACUCUCUGAUUUGACAGUAGGUGGCUGGCCAUCGGUGAAAAUUAAUUGACCAUCCUGUACUAUGACAAGAAAUAUAGCUCUUUUUGGUUUCAGUAAUAUCAGACUCAUUAAAUAUUAAAGAACAGCUUCAUAGGAAGGAAGAUGUCAUCACAUUAUUGAGAUCUUUAAAACACUGACUGAUGAUCUUUGUCUCUUUCUUUAGCCCACACUCAGUUCAAUCAGAGUGGAAGCCUUGGUAUUUUGAUUCGACGGUUAUAAUGGUUCUGUCCUUAUGAAUAAUACAUAUGCUACAAGUUUAAAAUGUCUAGCAGAGAAAGAUGCAGAGGAGACGAUGAAUAUCUGCUUUAAAAUGUGAACAUGACAUCACCUUAUUAAUGAGUACUGAAGAGGGACAACGCGUUAUUGGAUUUAGUCAGUAACCCUUUUAGCUGCCCGGAUGUCCAGUAUUCAGAUACUCCUUUUGAUAUCUGAUACAGCAGGUUUUAAGACGGAAAGUGGGAAUGGCUUAUGGAUUGCUGAGAGUUCCGAGAUGGCAAGCCCUUGUUUCUCUGUGUUGAACGACGAAGAUAUCGCCGGAUGUAGAGGAACUUUAGAGAACAGCCAUAUCGAUUAGCAAAUCAAUAAAUCAGGCGCUCAGUAUUAUCUAAAAGCAUCGCCGUUUCCUUCCCAACAAGGUUGCACGGGUAAACAGAAGUAAAGACUGUUAUUGUAGCUUAAUUACAUUGAGGUUUUGUUUCGUUAGUUGGCGGGUGAUAAAAGUAGACAAUGACUUCGAAAUCUAACACUUGAAAGUUUUUUUUUUUAACAAUACAAAAAUGUUCCUCUUCUUUAUUGUAGGCUAAUAUAUUGACCACCGUUGUUCUUUGUUGUUUUUUUGUCAUCUAAAAAAUUAGUGCGAGCAAUAAAACUUGAUAUUGUAUGAAACAAUGGGAUAUUUCAGCUCAGCAACAUAGUGCUCUUGUCUAUGUUUCUAUGUUUCCUUAUAUUCAUAAUUAUGAACGUGCGUGUCUCUGGUGGAUCCGUAACUGUAUAUUGAUCGACUACUAAUCAUUCAUUUCCCUUAAAUUCACCUCUCCCCAAGGGAGGAAAUAGGGUGUUCAAAUAUACUUAAGUAAUAAUGGGCCGUCACUUCUUCGACAUACUGCGGGUCUUUAUACAUAACAUGCGUUUCAGUGAGGAGGGUACCCUACCUUAUACGGAGAAGGACUACUCCCUGAGGACCACGAGAGCCGUGUUCUUUAAAGGGAGUGGAACACCAGUCUACAGAGGUUUGACGGCGUUCUGAACUGGGCAGACGCGUGCGUGCUUUCACUUCUGAACAAUUGGAAUGAUUUUCUUCGUCCGAUCUACGAACAAAGAACGAUAGGCUCUUAUAGCCUAAAUUACGUCUAAUUAUAUUUUAUUUAUUUAAAUAAAACGACGAGAGACGGCUGAAAGAGGAAGUUAUUUAUAUUUUUACAGGAACUUUCACAAAGGAACCCAUUGGCAUUCCAGAUUCCAGUAAGGAAAAGGAGCCAAGAAAAUCCAUACAGAGCAGAAAGCUCAAUGAUAUCUAAUGCAGUCAUGAGCUAAACAAGUUGCCAUUGAAGGAAAUAUUUCCACCGCUGCUUGUAAUUGAAUCAUUAACAAAGCCUUAUGAAUUUAUAAAUAUGGAUAAUCUAAUAAUAUAGACAGCUAUUUCCCCAUCCUUCCAUGAGAAAAAAAACAGUGGCUUGUUAUUGUGUUCAAAAACAAAUUGAAUCCUGUCAGUCCUCUUUGAAUAAUACAGCUCUUGAGCUCAGGUCCUGGUGAGGGGGAAAAAUCUGCGAACUUCGGAAAGGCAGACAUGUCAGAGAAGAAGUCUCGGAACUCGGAUACCCGGCCCAAGUGCAUCCGUAGCUGGAGUGCGGACAGUUACGUGUGGAGCAGCAAGAAGCGCUCGAGGAGCGUCCAAAAUGAGCUGGGGGCGAACGGCGCGGAGGGGGAGGGGCCGGAGGACCAGGCGGGGCGCUCAGCCUCCUGCCCCCGGAGGCGCAGGGAGAGGAAGUGCAGCUGCGCCGGUCCGGGCGAGGGGGACGCCGAGCUCCCCUGCCGAAAAGCCCUCACCCGCCGCUCCCUCCGGCAGAAGUUCCAGGACGCGGUAGGCCAGUGCUUCCCGAUCCGCACCCACCACCACCACCAUCACCACCACCACCACCACCAGGCUGGGGCCGCGCGCCCGUUCUCCGUCCUGCUCUGGUCCAAACGCAAGAUCCACGUCUCGGAGCUGAUGCAGGACAAGUGCCCGUUCUCCUCCAAGUCCGAGCUGGCCCACUGCUGGCACCUGAUCAAGAAGCACGCCUCGCAGCCGGGCGGCUCCAUCGGUAUCGCGGCCGACCACAAAGGGAGCGCUUUCCCCUCUUCCUCUUUCUCUUCCCCUCCGCCCUUGAUUUCCUGGGAGGAGAUUGGCUCCAGUGGCUCUCAGGGCGGCAGCCUGGACGACUGGGACCCCUCCCGCCCGCGCGACAGGGCGGAGGGCUGCUCCCACACGGACUACAUCCUGGUGCCCGACCUGCUCCAGAUCAACAACAGCCCCUGCUACUGGGGGGUCCUGGACCGCUUCGAGGCCGAGGAGCUGCUGGAGGGCCAGCCGGAGGGCACCUUCCUGCUCCGCGAUUCCGCCCAGGACGAGUUCCUGUUCUCCGUCAGCUUCCGGCGCUACAGCCGCUCGCUGCACGCGCGCAUCGAGCAGAACGGGAAGCGCUUCAGCUUCGACGGGCGCGACCCCUGCGUGUACCGCGACCCCAGCGUGACCGGCCUGCUCAAGCACUACAGCGACCCCGCCACGUGCCUCUUCUUCGAGCCCCUGCUGUCCCGCCCGCUGCCCCGAAACUUCCCCUUCUCCCUGCAGCACCUCUGCAGGGCCGUCGUCUGCAGCUGCACCACCUACCAGGGCAUCGAGGCCCUGCCCCUGCCCCACUCGCUCAGGGACUACCUCAGGCAGUACCACUACAAAUGCAAUGGAGCCUGCGCUGUGUAACAUACACCACCCCUGACACUGAAGCAUAGUCUCUCUUUAUGCAUCCCACAGGUGCCUGCCAUAUAGGGGUUGUCUGGAACAUGCUCAAAGACUGAACAAUUUGACUUUUUAAAUAAAUCCCUGUUGGGGUCAGCUACGGCUAUUUUACAUCUAUGGAACCUUGCCUUGGACAAAAAGCACAGAGUGAAAUAUCUAGGUUUAGUAUGGAUAGUUAAUUGGUCAGGGGACAUGUUAAAUCUAUGAUUGAAGCCUCUACUCAUCAAGUUCACAUGGUGAGUUCUGCAGCUCAGUAGGUAGCACCUGUUAUGGGCACAUAUCUAACAAAUACUAUAAUUGCAUUGGCUUUGGAAGUCUGUUUGGAGUUCUGGAUCGUCUUGGGUAGAAAAAUAAAAUAUUACCCAUGAGCCUCCUGCUGUUGUGGAUGAUAAUGGUUGAUAAAUGGGGGAAAGAAACAAGUGGAAGUGGAAUUUCAGAGAACUACAGAAGGUUUUUCAACAAACACAAGUCAAUAUGUAUGGACAGACCUGUAUGUUUUUUUUCUUCAGGUUCAGUGGACAUUUCCCCCUCUUCUGUACAGCACUACAAUGGAGACACUAAACUCAACACAGAAAUGUAGAUUGCUGAUGUUAUUUCACUUGAAUCCACCAGGUGGCGAGUUAUAUACAUGGUAAAAAUACUGCUUGGGUCAGUUUCUCUUAGCCGACUUCAAAUUUUAUUCUGUUCCUACAAGACUUACAAGCUGCCAGUUAGACUGGCUAUCACUUUUUUGUGAUGAAGAUGGUGUUGAAGUGAUAAAAAAUAUUUGAUUUAGCAUAAAAUGUAUUUUACUGCUAAAAACAUUUCACAUUGCAUGUAUAUGUGAGGUCUUACAGGAUUUCUUGAUUUAAGUAGAGGAUAUCGCAUUUAUCCAGCUGCUGCCGUUAUCCAGUCUUAUUGUUUUUUAUCAUAGCUGAUAGAACACGUUUGUCAUAAAACUGAAAACCUUGUGGCAGUAGGAAGGUUGGAUUCAUCAUCAGGCAUUGUGCAGACUGAUACAUAUACUGGUAUAUAGUAUUUAAACUGAUGAACCAUAAAUUGAUAAUAUUAAUGAAUUGACAGAAACAAGUGCUAGUAUUUGGUGCCACGAGGACAUUCUCAUUUCCAUCCUUGUGCUUAUUGUGCUAAUUGAAAUUACAUGUAUGUCUUUUAGUUUCCUCUUCACAUGUUGCUGCUUCAUGUAAAUCAUACAUACACCCUCAACACUUGCUUUGUGAAUCGCGCACCUUAUGAAUUGCACCCUAUUGUGUGUUUUGUGAAUUGCACACAGAAGCAUCACUGAUUCAUUGCAGCUGACGUGCCCGUAAAAUGCAGAGUGACUUAACGGCAAAGAGCUUGUUCCCAAAUUAAUUUAGGCGCAGGUCAGUGCUUUUGCUAUCGUGUUAGCACCUUUCUGUCAGUGACUGUGUCACUGCUUUUUAAAUGCUGCUGGAAGGCAAGUUAAUGGUGUGGAAGAGUAUUUGCUGUAAACAGUUGUGAUUGGACGGUUGUGAUUUGAAAAAAAAAAGAAAAAGUACGGUACUGGAGAAUGGAAAGGAGAGAUGAAAAUGACAUAUAGUAUAUACAUUUCAGUUCUUACUGCUUUUCUAUCAAUAUUUGGUUACCAGUUUUAUUUUGUAAAUUUUUUGUCUGUAUGAUUUACAGUUUUAAACAAACUGUUGUGUCUUCUGGAAUAAUAAAUUCUUUAUUUGGUCCAAGAUUCUGGCAUCUUGCUCUGUGCUUCAAAAUGGAAAAAAACAUGAGGAUAGAAGAUGGAAAAAAACGUUCUUUCUCACCAAAGAACAAUGCAAAUGUUUACUAGCCUUGUGUAUUUACUUUUUUUGUCUAUACCCUGGAAGUGGACUAUUUCUGGAACGUGAGGAGACACAAUUAUCGAUCUGCACAAACCACUGAAAUAAAAUAUU
This is a messenger RNA of Anguilla anguilla (European eel), 6100 nucleotides long. RefSeq names its product suppressor of cytokine signaling 4 (gene socs4). The record is from RefSeq and is a predicted model, not a curated record. Gene Ontology annotation, cellular component: phosphatidylinositol 3-kinase complex. The coding region runs from base 2988 to 4160 and encodes 390 amino acids. Gene Ontology annotation, biological process: intracellular signal transduction; phosphatidylinositol phosphate biosynthetic process. Gene Ontology annotation, molecular function: 1-phosphatidylinositol-3-kinase regulator activity. Lineage: Eukaryota; Metazoa; Chordata; Actinopteri; Anguilliformes; Anguillidae. The transcript is spliced from 2 exons.